GAAGACACCUAAAAAAGGGAGGGGGAACAAGGCCCCAGCCCCUUGUGGGGCCGCCUUUUCGUCCGUAACGCAAUAUGGUGUCGCCGUUGGUGAGAGAGAAGCGUGACGCGGUACACGGGAAGGAAGUGAACAGCAAAGCUCGUGGGUUAAAAUGGCGGCGCCCUCAUAGGAAAAGGUUUCUUCCGGGCUGCAAAAUGGCGCGUUCGAGGUUUCCGUACGCAAAUAUGGCCCCCGCCUGACGUGCUGGCAGUGGCCGCGAGCGUCGCGCUUUGCGCUGUCGUCUUCCACCCGCGUGUCGUUCUUGACCCUCCCCUCAAAGUCCGCCUGUUGCGAUUACAAUAAAGCAGCCUGUACCAAUAGCCUUUUGGUACCAAUAGCCCCGGAUGCCACCUGCAACCUACCCUGCACCCAAUGAGGCUAAUUCAAUUACAACUAUCUGAUACUACCUAUACUCCAUCUUAGGAGCAGCAGACUGAUGGAUAAAAAUAUCAUCCCUAUUCCCCAACACCACCACCACCUUGUUACAUUCAACAUCUUGGCUGAUAAAGACUUCUGGAGAACUCAAACAGUGGCUUUGAAGGAGGAAGACUUAACAAGCAAGAUGCUGAAGGCUUGUGUAAGCAAAGUGGUCAUUUUAGUGCCUUUAAUACUCAUAGUUGGGCUUAUUUCUACAAAUCCAACUACAGCUGAAGAAGAAUCAGGAACAACAGUCCCUGCUGAAAGUCGCCCGUGUGUUGAUUGUCAUGCAUUUGAAUUCAUGCAGAGGGCUUUGCAAGAUUUAAAGAAGACAGCAUACAAUUUAGAUUCACGGACAGAGACAUUGCUUUUUAAAGUGGAGAAGAGAACUCUGUGUGACUGUUUAACUGCAAAUACAUUGAACUGAAUACUGGCGAUCCAUCUAGGAGUCACUGGUACUUCAACAGCUUCUAGAAUGCUGCUGUUAAUGCAGACAGCUGUAGGAAAUAAAAUACUGCAAACAUGUAAUCCACAGGGCACUUAUGAAUCUUACAAUUUCGGUAUGAGAUAGCUGUAGAUCUGGCUUCUGAAUGCUUAUGUAAUUCCCUUUUUUCCACCUGUGUUGAUGUCAUCAUAAAUACCAAGAUGCCCCCCUCCCCCCAAAAAAGGCAAAAGUUGAAAAGGGUGCUGUUAGCGUUUAUUGCAAAAAUAUGAACAAUGUAUUUUUGGAAUCUCCUUUUUAAGUUUCCAUUUUUCCCCUACUGAAGAGAAACUCAAAACACAUCAGUGCAUCAGGAUUCUUCAGAUUUUCUCCUCACUUUCUCCCCUCCCCUGCAUUUCAGAAAUAACUAUAUAAUAAUUUACACAAAGGAGAUUAAGAAAAUAAAGGAAAAUGAAGCAAAACAAAUGAAGCAAACUAGCUGUGCAGCAUUUAAUCAAUUAGUUAAUUUGUUUGUUUGUUUGUUUAAUCAACUGAAAAUGUGUCCCCCAUUUAUCAGGCAGCAGAUUUUUCAAAUUUCAAAACAGUCAGGUGGUUAUAAAAAUUGCAGGUGAGAAACACCAUCUUAAAAGAGGUAUUCUUCUUUCUCUGACACACAGGGGAAAUGCCUCUUCUAAGAUUAUAAUCUGCUAUGAACAUCUAAAAAAUAAAAAAAGGAUACUUCUUGUUUUAGAAAUACUGUUUAUCUCCAUUUGUAAAUGCAGUUGCUAGAUUAAUUGAUCAAUAGAUUAAAAUUCAUAUGAACCAUUGUUUAAAAUGUCUUUAGUCAUGUUGCUGCCCUAAACUAAAUAAGUAAAUGGUUCUCUGUCUCAGUAUGUUGCACCAAAAUUUUGCUGUAUUCCACUAGAUCGAUUCAUAGUAACACAUAAAAAUAAAGAAAAGCAAAAAGCAAACCUGAGAUGAUUUGAUAAUAUAAAUAAAUGGUUCCAAUAAUUGAAGAAUUAAAUUUCUCAAUAAAUUUUACAGCUUUGAAAAUCAUAUUUAUUGUCAAGAACAGCUUUACCAAUGAAAUGAAACAAGCUCAAUCCUCAAGAUUUUUCUUUAAACAAAACAGUGGGCCUUCAGGAACUGCCUAUAGCUUUUUAGAAGUUACUGAGGAUGAUCCAGAAAGCUUUCACUUUCCCACCUUCUCACCACAGGCAUAUGGAAGACCCUUUCUGGCCACACUGCUGCUAACAUUUUUGUGCCUCAGUAUAUGAUGUAAUCUGCAUUGUGUCAUAUACCAUUUCCAUGCCACUUUGUAGGUUAAACUUUCAUAGGUUUGGACAAAUGGCCUUAAAGACUUUGGUUGACCAGAUGUUCUUCCACUACUGUAUAAUUCCCCCCCACCCUUGGACUGUACCCCAGUUUUGGAAUAAAAUCCAAUAAAAGUCCCCCAGCGUUGGAGAGAUGUACUUUUAAAAAUAAUGAUAUGAGAGCAUGCCAUUACAUUGCUGUGUUCAAAUUCAUAGCAUUUUUAUUGCGAAGCUGAUAUUUGCAAUAAUAUUUUUGGCACCAUUUCUGGCACUUACCUUCUACUUUUUUGGACUAUUUUGUGCUGUUCUCUUGUUCUUAUUAUGCUGUUUUCAUAAGAACCAGUUCAGGGAAUGUCCACUUUCAUUUUAGAAGACAAAAUAAACUUGCAGCUAGGUUGGAAACAUGUAAUAAAUGAUAUAUGAAUGCUCAGAAAUCAGAAGCACUAUUUGACUUCUGCUCCAAUUUUUAUAUGUCCUUCAAAAGAAAAUCCUUGUACUUAUGUACCAAAUGUGAUUGACCAAAAUAUGAUCCACACAUAAUAGAAGCAAUAAUUGACAUAGUUAUUGCAGCUGUUAUCUCCAUGAGAAACUACAUUCUGUUUCUGGUGACAAGACUCAGUUCUUUUCUUAAUUUCAAGGUACGAAGCUAAGACUAAGAACUCCAUCACACCAGCGAUUUAUCACACACUCGCCAUGCCUGGUAUGCGGUUUUGCAGCCCGCUACUCACAUCACGUCCUUGUCCUGCACUCAUUUUGCCUCUUCCCCUCUAUGUUUUGUUUCUUUUUGCAGUAGGGAAAGACUGUUUUUUCCCCUCCAUGCGCAAUAAAGCUGUUCCUCUCUCCCA
Molecule: messenger RNA, 3035 nt
Organism: Elgaria multicarinata webbii
Lineage: Eukaryota; Metazoa; Chordata; Lepidosauria; Squamata; Anguidae
Gene: NICOL1
Product: NELL2 interacting cell ontogeny regulator 1
Exons: 5
Coding region: 476-883 (135 amino acids)
Source: RefSeq, a predicted model, not a curated record